Messenger RNA from Megalopta genalis, 1928 nucleotides. RefSeq lists its product as uncharacterized. The record is from RefSeq and is a predicted model, not a curated record. Lineage: Eukaryota; Metazoa; Arthropoda; Insecta; Hymenoptera; Halictidae.
GAAGCCGCUUCGCCGAGUCCUCGGGACUCGGUGGUGUCAGUUUGAACGCGGCACUCGAACGGAUAGCAUCGUUUUAUGGUCGCGUGUACUGCGACCGAUACACGUGAUAUGUCGAGUAACCGAAGGACCCGGUGAAAUUAUUCUCCCAGGGGCGCUAUGUCUGUGAUGUGACAAUUGUUCGUUUUAUUUCAUCCCUGUUUCCCUCCGCAAGAUCGCCACCAUGGAAAUCGCUUCCGCCCUGAAGCAUCUGCUGGUCAUCAUCUGGUUCCUACCACUAAACGUUAGAUCAGCAAUUAUGCCUCCACCAUGGGCAGAUCCCUCGAGCAAUCCCUGUGCCGCCCAACCACGUGGCUGGCAAUUGUUAUUUUGGCCGGCGGAUGGAAAGUGUUACAAAAUAUUCCAGAUUGGGCCUCCAUGUCCAGAGACAAUGGAGCUAGGACCUGCUGCAGGUGGAGGUGGAACUGUGGCAGAGUGCAGGUGUCCACCUGGUACGGCACAGUCACCUAGAGACGCACUUUGUCAUUCGAUAUACUCAAGGGCGUCAUGUCCGAAAGGCCAGUUCUUUGCACCAGUGCCCGAGACCUCUGGGAAAUCUAGAUGGGGUGUCUGUCGCGAUCCAGAACCAUGUCCGGAAAAGAAUGAAGUAUAUUGGCCAAGGGACGACAAGUGUUAUCCAAAGCUUACCAGAGGACCAUGUCCAAAGGGUGAACUCCUCAUUAGAGAUGAGGAUGGCCUAACAGUGUGUUCCUGUUCGGGAACAGGUGAACUUGGCAGAUACCACUGGUUGAGCAGUGUAGAAGGCUGUUACGAACACUACACUAAAGGACCAUGCACAGAGCCUGGUGAGCUAUUUCUGCCAGGUGGAGUGUGCGGUUGCAACCAUGAAUUACCUCAUUAUCACAAGCCGACUGGAAUGUGCUAUCAAUUAGGCGGUAUUGGUCCAUGUUUGAAAGGCCAUCACUUUGUUAUCACAAAUUCAGUGAUCAGUGAAGACAUCGUUCGAGCCCAGUGUGUGUGCAAACCGAACCAUGUGCACUACACAGACGGAUUCUGUUACAGACUUUAUACUAGAGGACCUUGCGAACAUGGUCACAUGUUAGUGAACUCAACGACUUGUGCACUAGUGCCUUGCAAGCGAGGAAGACUCUAUUUCCCUCAAGAGAAGACGUGUUACAAAGUGGGAACGAAAGGACCAUGUUCACGUGGACAAAUUGUUUUAUACGAUCAUAGUGUGCGACCUUCUAUCGAUGGAAUCAGCUAUAACGGAGUUUGUGGCUGUACAAGCGCACUUAGGGGAACUGAUAAGUGUUCUGAAGACGUUAUCGAUAGUUGUGAGUCCACGCCAGGCAUGGUAGUGAUGAAUAGAACCUGUUACAAACUGUAUACACAAGGCCCUUGCACCGCAGGGGAAUGGUUAGUAGCGAGAAGAAUACCGAAACCAACGUUGUGGAAAAACCAGGAGCCUGAAUUGAAAGCUAGAUGCGAGUGCAGACCUGGAUAUAAAAGGGUCACGGACAGCUUUGAAGUGUCCGAGCUGGAAAGCAACAGUCUCUUGUCGCCGGGAAAUUGUCAACCACCAGCUGUCAGUUUGGCCAGGUUUCUUAACGAAAACAUGAAGUCAAUCAACUUCUAAGAACUGCUUUUAUAUGCUUACAAAUAUGUGUAAAUAGAGUUGUACAUAUACUGUACGAAAAUACUGUGCGCGUAAUACUUUUACACGCUCGUUUAAGUGUCAUAAGAAUUCCUAUUUAUUUUAGUGCAUUUUUCUAAUGCAGUGUUCGGUAUAUUGAGUCCUGCGAUAUUGAUUACUUCCUUCUCGAUUCAAAUUGAAUAUUACAUCUAGGUCUAUGUAAAUACAUGUAAUUUAUAACAAACGUUUCUAAAAUUACGACGAAUUUGUUUUUGAUAAAUGAAAGAAAUGAUACUCA